ACAGAGGCAAAGGAAUAGCAAGCAAUAAAGAAUGGAUGACAAUUUAUGGCUCAUUGAAUUGGAAUCCGCCUUGCUGGAUGACUGCAAUGUCAAUGACAUCUAUGGCAUUUGCCAAGGCAAAUCCCUGCCAGAGGCCUUGCGCCCAGACGUCUGGCAAGUGUGUCUGGAUGUGCGCCACAAAAGUGAUCAAAUGUCACUGUUCAAUGAAAUCUACGAUUUGCCCUUUCAAAAUCAGCUAAGGGAAGACUGUCAAAAGAUGUUGGAACGCAUCGGAAACGAUGACGAAGAUAAGGUCUCGGUGCUAUCGGAUUUGGAAUCGAUAUUGACAUUUUAUUGUAAAAAUCGCAAUUUACAAUAUGAAACAGAUAAUGGUUGGAUUGAGUUGUUGUUGCCCCUGUUGGCAUUAAAAUUGAAUCGUUCGGAAACGUACAAUCUCUUCGAAGCCAUACGUGAUACCUACAUACCGAAAGGUUGUAAACCCAAGGGAAAUGUAUUCCAUGUCUUUCGCCUGCUUAUAUUGUAUCAUGAUCCAGAGUUGUGCACCAUGUUGGACACCAAGAAAAUCUCUCCAGAUCUAUAUUCGCAACAAUGGUUUCAAUGUCUGUUUGCUUCUUCGUGCAGUUUUUCGGUGAUCUUAUCAAUGUGGGAUUUAUAUUUCCAACAUGCCGAUCCAUUUUUGGUAUUCUUUUUGGGUCUAAUCAUAUUGAUAAAUGGUCGUGAACAAAUUCUGGCUUUAAAAGAUGCACCCAAAGAGCAAAUUGUUGAAUUCCUCUCCAAUAUGCCGUGUGCUUUGGAACCUGACGAUGUUGUGGAUUUUUGUCUCUUGGCUCAAUAUUAUUCAAUGAAGACACCGAGUUCAUUUAAGACGGAUUUCUUGAAGGCAUUGUAUGGGAAGCAGAAUGAGAAAGGAACGCCGGAGGAGUGUUCAGUGUCACAGGCCCUCUGUCUCCCCGUCUCGGUUUACGAACUUGUUGAGAAUUCUUCAAUUGACCUCAGCUCCACGGAGGCGGUGCGCUUCUUUUUGGUUGAUUGUCGUCCAGCUGAACAAUAUAAUGCCGGUCAUUUAUCAACUGCCUUCCAUUUAGAUUGCAAUCUAAUGCUACAAGAACCUGUGGCCUUUGCCACAGCCGUACAGGGCCUACUCUCGGCUCAGCGACAAUCCAUAGAGGCCAAUUCAAAUGCCGGCGGUGAACAUUUAUGUUUUAUGGGUAGCGGCCGUGUGGAAGAGGAUCAAUAUACACAUAUGGUUGUGGCUUCAUUUCUACAGAAAAAUACCAAAUAUGUUUCGUUGCUUAGCGGUGGCUAUAAUGCUAUUCAUGAUUAUUUUGGUGAUCAUAUGGCCGAUUGUUUGGAAGAUCAUGAACCGAAAAAAUGUCUGGUAUGUACACGCAGUAGUACCGGAUCAUUGUUUGAGGGAGUGCAAAUGCGACAAAAAUCGGGGCAACAGGCAAAACGUGAUUCGGCAUCGAAACAAGGUGGAAGUUCUUCAGAUUUCUUUAAUCGUUUCUCCCAAGUAAUGAAAUUUAAAACGGCCGAGGUCAAGGGUAAACUAAUGGAUAUUAUUGUGAAUCCCACAAAUGGUGCUAAUACAGCCGGAACGCCGACAGGAGAUGCCAACAAUCAUGUAAAUCAAAUGCCUGUACAGCAGAGACAUGUAUCGGCUGCGGAAAGAAAUGGCAAACGUUAUCGCAAUGUGGCCCCAGUAUUCAGUAUUGAUGAUGAUCACGAUGGUGAUUUUGAGGCGGGCCCGCAUUCUUUGGAUGAUGGCAAAGAAUCGGCAGCAAAUGCUGCCACAAAAUUACCCGGUGAUAGUAAAGAAAUUGUAACGUUAAAUAAUUAUCUGAAGUCACCAGAUAUUAUGAAUGCUUUCAAGUGUCAGGAGGUCCAUAUGAAUGGUUAUAUGUACGAUUCACAUUUGAUAAUAACACCCACACAUUUGAUUGUGCUGCGUGAGUUACCGCGCGGACAGGCCCAGAUUAUUGUACGACGACCAUUGGCUAGUAUUGUUAAGAUUACAGCCAAGAAACGACAUCGUGAUUUGAUAACAUUCAAAUAUGGUUUCCCUGAUGGUGAUGGUCUGCUCAUUACCGAUAUGGAUCGUUUUCUAAUACCCAAUGCCAGUGAGGCAACCGCCAUAGUGUCAAAACAUAUUGUCCAAACAUUGGAUGAUGGUGCAAAAUUAACGUAA
This is a messenger RNA of Musca vetustissima, 2188 nucleotides long. It is a transcript of the gene TBC1D23, whose product is annotated as TBC1 domain family member 23. The record is from RefSeq and is a predicted model, not a curated record. Bases 32 to 2188 code for a protein of 718 amino acids. The transcript has 3 exons. Lineage: Eukaryota; Metazoa; Arthropoda; Insecta; Diptera; Muscidae. Gene Ontology annotation, biological process: retrograde transport, endosome to Golgi. Gene Ontology annotation, cellular component: trans-Golgi network.